CGCAAUUUGUCGACUCAUUUUAUUAGAUUUUUUUUUUUUGGUUACAUUUGUUUUACCAUGUUAAUGUCAAUUAUUAUAUCUAUAUUGCUAAACUGUCUGUGCCGCAGUCAAAGUGCCACGAUAAACGUCGACUGUCCGACGCUCGACAAUGGUGACAGUCUCUCGCAGACGCAGCUGCUGGAUCGUUUAACCCACGGCUGCCGCUACGAUCGCCUGGAGCGUCCGCUUACCUACACCGAGGUCGGUGCACGUCUUCCCGUGGAUGUAUACAUGCGGGCGUACAUAUACUUCAUGCAAAAUCUAGAGGCGCACGAUCUACAGUUCAAAAUAUACGCCCUACUCCAGAUGCGCUAUCUGGAUCCCCGCCUUAAUUUUCGAAAUGUAUCGCCAAAGCGGCUGCAACCAAUUUUGGGUGAGCAACAGCUGCGUGAUUCCCUCUGGAUGCCACAUAUAUUUCUCGCCAAUGAGCGUGACUCGAGCAUCCUAGGCACCUCAGAGAAAGAUAUACUAACGUCCAUAUCGCCGGAUGGCACUGUCAUUGUGGCAACUCGUAUUAAGGCCACGCUCUACUGCUGGCUAAAUUUGAAGAAAUUUCCAUUUGAUGAACAGCACUGCUCCACGGUAUUGGAGAGCUGGAUGUACAACACAUCGGAGCUGGUGCUGCAUUGGGAACAAAAGCGUCCCAUUACAUACGAUCCGGGUUUACACCUAACUGAGUUCCUGCUGAAGCAAUCUUGGUCCAACGAGACUGUGAUCAAUGCCGAUCUCAGCGAUUUGCGGCAUGGAGCCUUCGCUGGCAAUUACAGCUCAUUGAGCUUUACGGUUCAUCUGACGCGUGUGGUGGGCUUCUAUCUAAUGGACUACUUUCUGCCAUCCAUGCUGAUUGUGGCCAUUUCAUGGGUGUCUUUCUGGUUGCAAGCUGAUCAGGCGCCUCCUCGCAUUACUCUUGGCACCAGCACCAUGUUAACAUUUAUCACACUGGCCUCUGCACAGGGAAAGACUUUGCCCAAGGUUAGCUAUAUUAAGGUGUCGGAGGUUUGGUUUCUUGGCUGCACCAUUUUUAUAUUUGGCAGCAUGGUUGAGUUUGCAUUUGUGAACAGCAUUUGGCGCCGUAAACAUAACGUGCCCGUUAAAAAGCUAAACAGCAAGCACAUCCUCAAGUCAACACUGUCACCGCAUUUGUUGCGUCGUCGCAGUCACACUCGUUCCCGAUCAUUUUCAGGCAGUGGACGCCAGGCGGAUAACACUUCCCUCGGGGGCAGUCUGCCGUUCAACAAUUAUAUGACGGUUAAUUUGCCCAUUCACACUAUUCCGGAAGGUCGAGUGUUGGCCCCAACAACAGUCCCCAGUCGGAGGCCAAGUCUUCACAUGUUGAGCAGCACCAAUCGUAAACUUGAUGUCACUUUUGUGGAAAGUGCCUUGGGCGCUUCAAAUAAUCCCACUCCCGCUCCUGCUCCCGCUGCUUCAUCCGCUGUGCCCAACAAUGUUCCCAACAACGUAGAACCGUCUGAUUUUAAUGUCAACAUUAAUAACAACAUCGGAGAGGAGUUCAGUCACGAAGAAGAAAUAGCUAAUACUGGCUGGACAACACUUACACCACAGGAGAUUGCCAUUUGGAUUGAUAGACGAGCGCGUUUUAUAUUCCCAAUAUCAUUUUUGGUCUUCAAUGUGUUUUUUUGGACAUUUGUCUAUUUUAUUUAAGUCGCAAUUUUGUUUUUCACAGUCGUUUUAACGUUUUAAAUACUUGUUAGUUAUUGUUAGGUAAAUUAUGUAUGUAUGUAUUUCUAUGUAUAAUUAAAUGUGUUUAACGAUG
Messenger RNA from Drosophila innubila, 1813 nucleotides. RefSeq names its product glycine receptor subunit alpha-4. Gene Ontology annotation, biological process: regulation of membrane potential; chloride transmembrane transport; signal transduction. Bases 58 to 1701 code for a protein of 547 amino acids. The transcript is spliced from 3 exons. Gene Ontology annotation, molecular function: transmembrane signaling receptor activity; chloride channel activity; neurotransmitter receptor activity. Lineage: Eukaryota; Metazoa; Arthropoda; Insecta; Diptera; Drosophilidae. The record is from RefSeq and is a predicted model, not a curated record. Gene Ontology annotation, cellular component: synapse; membrane; neuron projection.